Messenger RNA from Anopheles marshallii, 645 nucleotides. RefSeq lists its product as uncharacterized. The coding region runs from base 1 to 645 and encodes 214 amino acids. The record is from RefSeq and is a predicted model, not a curated record. The transcript has 2 exons. NCBI's taxonomy places the organism in Eukaryota, Metazoa, Arthropoda, Insecta, Diptera, Culicidae.
AUGAGGAUGGUUUCUGUGCGCGCUAUCGUGCUUGCGGUGUUGCUGGUCACCGUGCCGGGGGAUGCAUUUUUCUUGAACAUGUACCGGGAUGCACAGAACGGUGCCACCGGUAUGGCGUGCCGUUGGUACAACAUGCCACCGUACGCGAAUGCCAUCGCCAACCAGGCACCGUCCAACGUGGGCUACAGCUCGGCCCUUAAUGGCGGCGGCAGUCUCAGCUAUCUGACCGGGCUUGCCGCGAUGCUGAACCGUCUGUACCCGCAGUCCAUCGUCGGUGCAUCGCCAGCACGCCCCAAGGUGAUCGUGCGCGUCCAGGAAACGCAGAGCCCCACCGGGAAUAGGAACACCCCGGCGACAAUCACGCUCCGACCGGGCGGUAACGGAAACCGUGAGUUAGAUUACAGCGAGACAGAUCCGCAGUACUAUAACGACGACGACGGUUAUGCGUACGAUGAUUACAGUGAUCCUGACGGAUAUACGGACACUGUUACGUAUUAUGACAUGCCUUGGUCGGACGCACGCGGGACCGGCAACGUCUUUCAGUCGUGGUACGGGACGGAUCUCAAUGCGCCGUCGAUAUCCGGCAGCACUAGCGCGUGCAAUGUAUGUGCAACUUCAUCGUUGCUAAACUUGCUGAUGGGAUAA